CCGCGGGUGGGUGGGUGGCGGGCUCCCCCGACUCCUCUCCGGCGGGUGGCGGCCGCCGUGCGCGGGAGUUUAACCCGCUCCCUGUCCGCAGGGUCUUCCGUGUGGUGAAACCGACCGACCGCCGCGCCCGGCCGGAUCCCCGGAGCAGCAGCAGCCGCCGCCACAGCCACAGCCAGCCCUCGUCAGGUCGGUGCCAGCCGCCGCUCGGGUCCAAUGAUGACGGUUCUCUUGAGAGGCAGCCAGUUUCUGCAGAAAACUUGUUCCAGCUUUUAAUGCCGCGGAUACCUGAAGUCUCAUGAAAAGAAAAAGCAGGUUUCUCGACGACUAGCAAAGUUCGUUUAUGAGAUUGGAAAUAACUGUGAUAUCAAGCAUCCGUCUGGAUGCAGAGGUCUUUUUACAGAGGAUAUUCAGCAUUGGUAAACGGAUUUGCGGAUUUGCAUGGGGUAAAAAUGGAGGCAGAAAUAAACUUCUGAAAUUGAAUCUCGGUCCAGGAAUGAUGGCUUCUCAGCUGUAUACACAUGCUUUCAAUAUCUCCCCAAUAGAGAAUAGGAGAUUGUGCAUAAAUGGAACACCAUGGAUUUGGCAUCUCCUAGAAGAAUGUGUCGAGAAUGCGUGGGAGUAUUGGAGCGUUGUCAUAGGACUGAUUUCCAUUGUCUGUUUUCUGUUUGCUGCACUACCUCAAAUUUACGUUGCCUGUCAGAAUGGAAGAGUGGAUCAAGCGCUGUCUUUGGGCUUUUUGCUGUGUUGGAUAGCUGGAGAUCUUACAAAUUUCAUAGGCUGCUAUUUAACAAAUCAACUGCCAAUUCAGAUUGUCACUGCCAUUUUUUAUGUUAACAUGGAUGUAAUUAUGAUUUCACAAUUUGUCUACUAUAAGCUGAAGAAUCAGAAGAUGACAAAAUGCAGCAAAAGCCUGAAGAAUUUCUGUAUAACCUGGAUCAUGGUGUGUAUAGCACUGUGUGUUAUUUUACUCUGUCAGCUGUUACUAAGAAACCAAGACCAGAAUACAGUAAUCGAAAGAAGUAAUAGCUCUCUUGAUAUGAUUGAAAUGUCAGGCUUCAUUUGUGGCUAUAUAUCCUGUGUGUUUUACUUGGGAAGUAGAUUUCCUCAGCUGUAUAAAAACUUCCGAAGAAGAUCAACGGAAGGCACCUCUUACCUGCUGUUUGCAUUAGCCAUGAUGGGAAACUGUACAUAUGGACUGAGUCUUGUUUUAAAGAUGCCAGCUACUGAAUUCUUCCGGGCCCUCUACUUUUUACACCAUCUUCCAUGGCUUAUUGGGAGCUUUGGAGUUUUGUUUCUAGACAUUUUUGUGACUGUGCAAUUCAUCCUGUAUCGUCAGCACAAGGAGGGACAAUCUGGUUUAGUAGCACUGGAAGUGGAACCAUUGCUGGUGAACGAGGAGACUGCCUAGUGCCGUGCUGGAUUUGGCUCCUGUUUUCAUCGGAUUUUGCUCUUGGAUGACUUUGACGAACAGUUAAGAUUGCAGUUGCUUAGGGACCAAAUUUAUUACUUAUUUUUUCUUAUUUAUUUUGUCAUUAAUUUGUCAUUACUUAUUUGCAAAUGACAUGCCAAUAAUAAAAUAUUUAAUAUUUA
Molecule: messenger RNA, 1590 nt
Organism: Harpia harpyja (harpy eagle)
Lineage: Eukaryota; Metazoa; Chordata; Aves; Accipitriformes; Accipitridae
Product: lysosomal amino acid transporter 1 homolog
Exons: 9
Coding region: 341-1408 (355 amino acids)
Source: RefSeq, a predicted model, not a curated record